Molecule: messenger RNA, 957 nt
Organism: Salvelinus namaycush (lake trout)
Lineage: Eukaryota; Metazoa; Chordata; Actinopteri; Salmoniformes; Salmonidae
Product: claudin-4-like
Exons: 1
Coding region: 1-957 (318 amino acids)
Biological process (GO): bicellular tight junction assembly; cell adhesion
Cellular component (GO): plasma membrane; bicellular tight junction
Molecular function (GO): structural molecule activity
Source: RefSeq, a predicted model, not a curated record
AUGGUCUCUCUGGGGAUCCAGAUGCUGGGCAGCGCCCUGAGCCUGCUGGGCUGGGUGGGGGUCAUCCUGACCUGUAUCCUGCCCAUGUGGAGGGUCACGGCCUUCAUUGGAGCCACCAUCAUCACGUCUCAGACCAUCUGGGAGGGUAUCUGGAUGAGCUGCGUGGUCGAGAGCACGGGCCAGAUGCAGUGUAAACCAUACGACUCCCUCCUGGCCCUGUCCUCCGACCUCCAAGCCGCCAGAGCGCUCACCGUCCUCGCCAUCGCCACGGGCGCUGCCGGGCUCCUACUGGCCUUCGUCGGGGGGAAGUGCACUCGGUUUCUGGACGAGCAAGGAGGCGGGGUCAAAGAACGGGUUGCCGUGACAGCGGGCGCGGUGUUGAUCGCCACGGGGGUGCUGUGCCUGAUCCCCACUUCGUGGGCUGCUGGGGCGGUGGUGCAGGGGUUCUACAGCUCCACCACCGAUGCCCAGCGGAGGGAGAUCGGGGCGUGUCUAUACAUCGGCUGGGGGGCAUCCAUCCUUCUCAUCCUGGGAGGGGGGCUGUUCAUCAGCUCCUCCUGCCCCCUCAGGGCCCAUGACGAGGAUAAGAGCCCCUCUGUUCGCUACCUGGUGGUUCGCUCUUCCAACGGAGCCGCCUCCAGCCAGGCAGCAGCCUCCCAGCACAGCAGGGGACCAUCCACCAAGUCCCAGGCCAACGACAAAAUGGCCUUUACCAGGUCUCACAGCAGCCAAGCAGCAUCUGCCAAGUCUCAGCCCUGGGGAGUGGUGAAAACUAGGCCUCCCUGGGAGGAGGACGGGCUAGGUGUGGUAGAGCAGGACUACAGGCCGGGGUCUGGGGGGAGUAAGGCACCGUCUACAAAGUCUCAGUUGAAAAGACUAGAGUCUCAGGAGAGUUUAGCAGACAAGUCUCAACCCAGUGAGGAUGAAUCCUUAAACCCAACUAAGACCUAUCUCUGA